Messenger RNA from Anarrhichthys ocellatus (wolf-eel), 2496 nucleotides. It is a transcript of the gene gpkow, whose product is annotated as G patch domain and KOW motifs. Gene Ontology annotation, molecular function: structural constituent of ribosome; nucleic acid binding. Gene Ontology annotation, biological process: translation; mRNA splicing, via spliceosome. The coding region runs from base 1 to 1518 and encodes 505 amino acids. Lineage: Eukaryota; Metazoa; Chordata; Actinopteri; Perciformes; Anarhichadidae. Gene Ontology annotation, cellular component: spliceosomal complex; ribosome. The record is from RefSeq and is a predicted model, not a curated record. The transcript is spliced from 11 exons.
AUGGCGUCGAACGGGGAAGAUGCGGGUUCCCCUAAAUCUGCUCCUUCUGGGGACCAGGAAGAGAGAAAACCUGCGGCGGUGUCGUUUGGUUUUACCAAAACAGUUAGCAAAUUCAAACCGUCGACUGGCGACGCCGGGUUAAAGAAAGAUGACAGAGAUUAUCUGACCGGAAUUGACAGAAGAGAAUUGCAAAGUUCAAAACCAUCCGAGAAGCCCAAAGAGCUCAUCAUCCCUCUGAUCCAGAAGAACCGCUGGCACAGAGCGGACCGAGCGGUCCAGGGCGAGGCGAGUGGAGGCAAAACACAGAAACCAACCGAAGACAAUGACUCUGUGGAGUCCCAGGCUGUCAAGGAGCUCAUUGAAGACUCACGGAGGCAGCUUGAGCAGUGGCAAAACGGCCCCCAGUCAGAAAUGAACCCCAACCUCGCCAUCCCAUUGUUAAUGCAAAACAAGGUGCCUGACGGCUUUGAGGAUGGAGACCGUGUAAAGGUGGAUCUACGGCCUGAAUCUUCGACAGAGGCAGACUAUGAGAGCAUUCCUGUUGAGGCUUAUGGAAUCGCUAUGCUUAAAGGGAUGGGCUGGAAUAAAGAGGAAGGCAUUGGACGCACCUUUAAACAACACGUGACGCCAAUCGAACACCAGCUCCGUCCAAGGGGUUUGGGUCUCGGAGCUGAUCGUUCAGCGAUAAAGGACCUGGAGCCCUCCAGACACAAGCGCCCCCCCAAGCCAGGCGAUGAGAGAGAGAAAGAGGAGGAACUAGUGAUGGGUCCAGGCGGCUUUGUGCUGGUGGAGUCGGGGGCACAUAAAGAGCUGUAUGGCAAGAUUGAAGGCGUCGAUGCAGACAACGCUCGAAUCGUGGUGAAGCUGGCCAUCGGCGGCAGGUCUGCGACAAUCAGCCAGCAUGCUAUCAAACUGGUCGGACGCAAAGAAUACGACAAAAACUGCAAAGACCUCAGUCGCCUCGGUAAAGCCCACAAGGAGAAGGAGGAGCAACAGAGACGGGAGGAGAAGGAGAGGCAGAGUAAUGGUGAAGAGGCAAAACGCAAGUCUUCAGAGAGAGAGAGAGGAAAGGAUGAGAGGAAGAGGAAACACAGAGAAUCGAUUCAAGACAGAGAGAAGCCCCCGGUGAAAGAAGCCCGGCGACCACCGGCUCCUCCCUCCUGGCUCCAGAGGGACCUGAAAGUUCGCUUCAUAGACAAAGCUUUCAAAGGGGGAAGGUACUACAACUCAAAGAUGUGUGUGGAGGAUGUCCUGAGUCCGACUAUCUGUGUGUGUAGAACUGAGGAGGGAAGACUGUUGGACAAUGUGAAGCAGGACAUGCUGGAAACCAUUAUUCCUAAAAGUGAUAACGAUUCUAUAAUGGUUGUACUGGGCGAGCACAGAGGACAGGUCGGCCGUAUCCUCCAACGGGACAAGAACAAGUGUCGGGCGAUGGUCCAGCUCGAACGACAUGACGAGAAAGUGUUCCCUCUGGAUUACGACACCAUUUGUCAGUAUGUAGGAGCAGCAGACAACUGAUUCAAACGUCCCCCGCCCUUCAUCCCACGUGAAAUGUUGUUUUUGUGAUAUUCAAAAAUAAUGGAUUUUAAAGCAUCGCUAUUUUGUAAUAAAACGUUGUCAAGAAUUGUAUUUGUACAGAUAUUAUUACAAGAUCUGCCACCAACCCACGAAGAAAAGUUGCAACGAGUCUUUAUCACAGUAAUCUUUAAGUUUAUUAGCAAAUAAAGUCCACUAAUGGCCUUUAACAACAACACAGUCAAUCUUUAGGUCAUAUAAAAAAGUAUUUACAACAUUUCUACAUGUUUGACAAGAGAAUAAAAGCACCGGUGGUGUAGAAGCUCAGCGCUCAAUUUCUGACAUUUACACGUUUCAGAAUGAAAACUUAAGAGGUGUCAGUCUGUAACGGCAAAGGGAAGACAAACUGUACAACUGUGUCUUAGUUGUUUCCUGGGAGCCUGGCUUACUCCUUGGGUAUUUGGUUCGCUGCAUUAGCCCGAAGCACGGCCCCUGGACUGGGGUAGGGCCGCUGCUGGAACAGGGGCCCCGCCGCUGUGGUGUCUGCACCAGUCUUUGCUUCAUUGCGCUUGGGCAGGCCCGUUGACCACGUGCCCCUGUAAACAUAAUGGCAUUUGCUUUAAUAGUUUGUUUUUAUACACUCUGCAUUUAAAGGGGUAUUCUACCAAAUGUACACAUCAAAAUCUGUUUACUGGACAUGUUCAUUACUCAGACUGUGUCUUAUGUGGCCGUUCAAGGAAGAUCUAAUUAAAAGAUGGAUUAAAUUGCAUUGUGGGAAUUGAGUCCAAAGUUGUGGGAAUUGAAGAGUCCAAAGUUUUGGUGAUUGAAUAUUUAAAGAAAGGACCAAGAGCUUGUUCCAUCAUCAUGACUGUUAAUACUGUACCUCGGGGCAUCAGAAUAAGCACUUGGAUCCAUGGGGUCCAUCUCAUCCUCUUUUCUCCCUGUAAGGAAAAUAAAUAUGUAUCAUCCAUUCAUGUAAAA